Messenger RNA from Penicillium olsonii, 2985 nucleotides. The record is from the annotation of a GenBank genome assembly. NCBI's taxonomy places the organism in Eukaryota, Fungi, Ascomycota, Eurotiomycetes, Eurotiales, Aspergillaceae.
AUGGUUCAGUCACCUAUGUUGUCGUGUCCGCUGAAGCAGACAAACGAAAUCGAUUGGGUCCAGCCCCUUAAGGAUUACAUCCGACAGACCUAUGGCGAAGACCCCGAACGGUACAGCCAGGAAUGCGUGACCCUCAACCGCCUGCGCCAGGAUAUGAGAGGCGCAGGGAAGGACAGCGCUACCGGUCGCGACUUGUUGUACCGGUACUAUGGUCAGCUGGAGCUACUGGACCUCAGGUUCCCAGUUGACGAGAACCACAUCAAGAUUUCCUUUACCUGGUACGACGCGUUUACUCAGAAGCCUACUUCUCAAUAUUCGCUGGCCUACGAAAAGGCAUCUAUCAUCUUCAACAUAUCCGCUGUCCUUUCCUGCCAUGCCGCCAAUCAGAACUGGGCGGACGACACCGGUGUCAAGACCGCAUAUCACUCCUUCCAGGCAUCUGCUGGAAUGUUUACCUAUAUAAAUGAGAACUUCUUGCAUGCGCCGUCAACCGACCUGAACCGGGACACUGUGAAAACACUGAUCCAUGUGACGCUAGCCCAAGCCCAGGAAGUCUUCUUUGAAAAGCAGGUUACGGAUCAGAAGAAGCCUGGGUUCUUGGCCAAAUUGGCUGCGCAGUCAGCCUAUCUCUACUCACAGGGAGCCGAAACCAUGCAAGAUUUCGUUGGCAAGAAUGUGUUUGAUAAGGUCUGGACCAUCGUGGUCCAAGCCAAGGCAGCGCAUAUGGCGUCGGUUGCAUCUUAUUACCAGGCCAUUGCAGACAGCGAGAGUGGGUCGCAUGGUGUUGCGAUUGCGCGUCUACAAAUGGCCGACAAGCAGGCCGUCACUGCUCUGAGCUGGGCGAAAACAUUCCCCUCCACGGCCCCGGCAACCUCUAACAUGACCGCAGAGUCAGGACCCAUCCUCUUAGAUCUCAUCAAACACAACCAAACCAACGUACAAGCCCAGCUUGCUACCAUGGUCAAGGAUAAUGAUUUCAUCUACCAUCAGCCAGUCCCCAACGAAGCUGGCCUCGCGGCGGUUGCCAAACUGCCUGCGGCGAAAGCAAUUCCGGUAAGCGAGUUGUAUCAGGGCCAAGACAUUCAGCGGAUCAUCGGACCAGACAUCUUCCAGAAACUGGUGCCCAUGUCUGUCACUGAAACUGCCAGCUUGUACGACGAAGAAAAGGCCAAGUUGAUUCGAGCCGAAACCGAGAAGGUUGAGACUGCCAAUGGCGAGAUGGCCGCUAGUCUGGAUUAUCUCAAAUUACCAGGCAGUCUGAAUAUCUUGAAGGGUGGAAUGAACCAAGAGAUGUCAGUCGAUGAAGAGUUCCGUCGCUGGUGCUCGGAACUUGCCGGCCACAAGCCGUUUCACAGUGCUUUUGACGAGCUGCAGGAUCGCAAGGCGCAAGUGCUGUCCCAGCUAGACCAAUGUUCAAAGCAGCUUGAUAUGGAGGAAAGCGUAUGCGAGAAGAUGAGAUCCAAGUAUGGCGCAGACUGGAGUCAACAACCCAGCUCUCGGCUCAAUACUACCCUCCGCGGAGAUGUACGGUCCUAUCGUGAUACUGUGAACGAGGCGAGUGCGAGUGAUUCUCAGCUCUCUUCUACUUUCCGACAGUACGAAAGUGACUUUGAUGAAAUGCGAUCUGCCGGAGAAACCGACGAGGCUGAUGUACUCUUCCAACGCGCCCUUAUCAAAGCCGGCUCGAAACAGAGCAAAAGCAGGAAUGGUGUCGCUAGUCCUGCAGAAGGCAGCCUUUUGGAUGAUGUAUAUGAUGAGGGCGGUGCAUCUGUCGCAGAACAGAUUGCCAGAGUGGAGGAAAUCUUGAAAAAACUAAAUCUUGUAAAGCGAGAGAGGUCUCAAGUACUGAAGGACCUAAAGGACAAGGUUCACAACGACGACAUUUCGAACGUCUUGAUUUUAAACAAAAAGUCCAUUACCGGCCAGGAGACGCAGCUCUUUGAUGCUGAGCUGGAAAAGUUCCGGCCCCAUCAGAACAGGCUUCUACAGGCGGUCCAUAAACAACAAUCUUUGAUGAAAGAGCUCACCAAGAUAUAUGGCGACCUUUUGCAAGAUAAGAGGGUUCAAUCUGAGCAAUCGAAGUACGAGUCCAUCACACGCCAACGAAACUCCGUGAUGGCUCGGUAUAAAAAGGUCUACGAAGCAUUCAACGGCCUGUCGUCGGGCAUUACUCAGGCACGGACAUUCUACAGGGACAUGACCGAGAAUGUCGACAGUCUGCGUAAAAACGUCGAAACCUUUAUCAACAACCGCCGGUCCGAAGGCGCGCAGCUUCUGAGUCAAAUCGAGCGCGAGAAGGCUAGCGGUACGUCCGAACAAGACGACCGCGAGCGGGAGAAGCUACGCCAGCUGAUGGAGCGCCUUUCCACGGAUCCCAAGAACCCAUCAACCUCGCCCUCCACAGCAUCUGGUGCUGCACCAUCCAAAGUCAAGUCGCCGCCUCCACCAGUCCACGCGCCGGCAUAUGGAACCACAGGCCCAUCCCCGAAGAUGUCACCUCGCUACCCACCCACCAUGUCAAGCCACGGCGUUCCCCUCGCCUCGCACUCUCCUGCACCGUACGGACAGUACAUGGGGGCCCCUUACCCGCCAGCGCAGCAUUUCCAACAAGGCGCCGCCGCCCCGCUCUCGGAAGGAUACAACCCCAUGGCCUACCCCUACCAGACUCCCGUCUCCCCGCCCCCAAACCAACAGUACUUCUCCCAAACGCCGAACCCAUACGGCGGUUACUCCAACUCCAGUACACCGGCCCCAGGCGCAGCUCCUCCGUCUCACUACAUGGCCCCGCAAGGCUAUAUCCCACCCCCACCCCCACCCCGGCCACAGCAGACCAGCUAUCCGCCUUCCAACGGAGGCAUGUAUCCCUCUGGACCUGGCGGUUACUCCCAAAGCAGACCCUACGGGCAUCACAAGGCACCCUCGCAGCCCCAGCCACCACAGCCGAAUCCCAAUGACCCAUGGGCCGGGCUCAACGCUUGGAAAUAA